Messenger RNA from Ilex paraguariensis (yerba mate), 959 nucleotides. NCBI's taxonomy places the organism in Eukaryota, Viridiplantae, Streptophyta, Magnoliopsida, Aquifoliales, Aquifoliaceae. The record is from the annotation of a GenBank genome assembly.
AUGUUUCACCUUCUCCAAGAUAGGCGUACUUCAAAUGGAUGGGCAAGGGCUUCAACUCCAAGCUGGGCUUUUGUUCAUCCAACGGAAAAAUUUUCUUUUCUUAUUUCAAAUAUGCAUGUACCUGAUCUUCUAGCUUCCCCUCCAUCAGGUUCUCUUGUAAGGCCAAAGGUUGUUAAAAGUGUCCACUUCUGCCCUUCAACUGGGAAAUUCACAGCCCGUGAAUAUCGAGAUAUCACAUCCAAUAUGGGUUUGCCCACAGGAUCUGUUUAUCCAACACGGGAUGAUAGUGGCAAUUUGUUGGUAACUGAGUAUGGGUUAUGCCAAUACAAAGACCAUCAAACAGUAUCAAUGCAAGAGGUGCCUGAGAAUUCUGCUCCUGGGCAGCUUCCACGAACAGUUGAUGUCAUUGUAGAGGAUGACCUUGUGGAUUCUUGCAAGCCUGGAGACCGUGUGGCAAUUGUUGGGAUAUACAAAGCACUUCCUGGAAGUAGCAAGGGCGGUGUGAAUGGAGUAUUCAGGACUGUCCUCAUAGCUAACAGUGUCUCUCUGCUCAAUAAAGAAGCAAAUGCUCCAAUCUACACUGCUGAAGACAUAAACAAGAUCAAAAAGAUAUCUGAGAGGGACGAUGCAUUCGAUCUACUUGCUAAUUCACUUGCACCAUCUAUAUAUGGACACUCAUGGAUAAAGAAGGCAGUGAUUCUAUUGAUGCUUGGUGGAACAGAAAAGAACUUGAAGAAUGGUACCCAUUUACGAGGCGACAUAAACAUGAUGAUGGUCGGUGAUCCUUCUGUUGCAAAGUCUCAGCUACUAAGAGCGAUCAUGAAUAUUGCUCCUUUGGCUAUAUCAACAACUGGUCGGGGUUCUUCUGGAGUCGGAUUGACAGCUGCUGUUACCUCUGAUCAGGAAACAGGUAAUAAACUUCAAUGGGCUGUAGGAUGUUAGCAUUUUCUGGUGAUUAU